Neospora caninum is the source of this 5895-nucleotide messenger RNA. RefSeq lists its product as hypothetical. Bases 1 to 5895 code for a protein of 1964 amino acids. The record is from RefSeq and is a predicted model, not a curated record. NCBI's taxonomy places the organism in Eukaryota, Apicomplexa, Conoidasida, Eucoccidiorida, Sarcocystidae. The transcript has 13 exons.
AUGGCGGAGUUGAUGCUUGAUUGGGUGAACAGUUUUCCUCUGUCGCGGAAGGCGACGAAUUUGGAACGCGACUUCGCGAGCGGCUUUCUCUUCGGAGAGCUCUUGGCCGCGGCCAAGCAGCUGGAGACUGUCGACGGCUUUGUGGACAGUUCUUCCGCGAGUGCAGUUGUGGCCAAUUUCCGGCUCUUGGAGCCGGUCUUUCGGCGCCUGGAUGUCAAAUGCGACUCUCUCAAGAUGCAAGCAGUCAUCGAGAAACAAGAAGGCGCGGCGCUGCGCCUUCUGUUCCAGCUGAAAGUCGCCCUCAGCCGCUUCUCGAGGAACUGUGGACGGUCGUCGGCGGAUCUCUCGCGGAUUCUCAAGACCUCCGCGAACCGACCUGCCUUCGAGACCUUCCAAGAGCGUUUUAUCGAGGCAAGGCUGAAGGAUAUCACGAAACCGAGCAAGGAGACGUGCAUGCAGUCCCGCAAGACAUUCGAAGCGCCAGGCGAGUGCAGUCCAGAGACGCGACCCGCCGGCAGCAACGCCCAGGGAACCACCGCAAGCCGCAGAAUCGAAAACUCCCGCGAGUGUCCUUCCCCCACGCGACAACUCGCAUGCACAGACUUUCACAGAAGCCAGCACGACCCCAGAAAGGCAGACGCGAGAGACUGCCGGGAAGGCGUCUCGGAAGCGACUUCGCCAAGAGAUCACAGAGGACGAACCCUGCGCAAACCUAAGAGAGAAGAGAAAGAAGGGACAGGUGCGAGGGACCCGGGAGGGGAGAGAGACGAAAGAGACAAGAGGCGAGAAGUGGAGGCGGGGCUUCUUCGGCGCCGGGUGUUUUUGGAAGCACGUGUGCGAGACGAGCGUCGAAGCAAGGCUGAAGCGAAGCUGCGCGAAACACGCGACGCAGUGAAGAAGGACAUUGAAAGUUUUGAAAUGAAUCUCCAGCGCUUAGGUCUGAGUCAUUCGGGAACCGCGGGCGCCGUCGCCUCUUCCGAGGGCCUCAGCCCGUCGGCAGUUCUCGCCUCGCUGGCGCGCCGCCUACCACCUUCGAGUGUCGGCCGAGAGGAGAAUUUGAAGACGCUCGCGCGCCUGCACGCGGCGCGGAGUGCGCAGGAGACGGCGCGGAAGGAGCGGGAGAAACGGCGGCAAAAACUGCUCAUCGAGCAGACGCAGGCGCAUGCGGACCUCUUCGCCGAGGCCGUCGCGGAGGGCGUCUUUCGGCGGCUCCGUCGGCUGUCGCAGCGCGCCGAAUCCGUCGAGGAGAGCGUCUGGAAGGUCCAGCAGCUCGACGCAGUGAUGUCUCAGAACCGUGAGCUCCGUACCCAGCAGCUGGAGCGCGCAGAGCGCCGCAGCCAACAGACUCGAGAAGCCAGAGAAGACCACGUCGCCCUCGAGGCCCAAGAGCGGCUACGGCGCGACGUGGCCCUCGAGGCGCAGCAGUGUCGCGAGUGGCAGAAGCAUCGGCGAGCUCGGCGCCGCGCGCGGCUGAUUGAGGAGUGCAGCCACGUCCUCGAUCUCCUCCUUGACCUUUCCGUCGCUGCUGCGCGCUUCCACCAAGCGCGAGACGUAGCAGCAGUCGACUCGCGUACCUGGCGUCUCUGGCUGGUCUCCUUUGUCGAGGGAUGCUCCGCCUUGCCCUCGCAAGUGCCGCACACACCACCCCUCUUUCUGGCCGAGUCGACGGGGGAGAAAACCUCGCCGAAGAGCCGCUUCGCGGGCUUCGGGCCCCGUCAAAUCGCCGGGAAUGGAAAACAUCCGGGAGAAACUUUGGGCGACGCAAACAAGACUGGAGAGGAGACUGCCAGGUCGUGUUUCCACCGUCUCGUCGCUUCGCAAGAGUUCCUCGGACUCUCGGGGCCCAGCGAGGGUCCGGCGGGCCAGGCGCGGUCUGGGCAUGCCCCAGAGGAGGCCCUGGCGCCUCAGCGGAGUCUUUUUCAAGACGCCGACGACAGCCUGCGUGCGCGGUUGGACGAAGACGACUUUUACCAGUACUUGAAUUACGAAGGCCAGUUCGAUCCGGAGGCGAGUCGAAAGGCGGCGCCGGACGCCUUCGCAUUUCUGCAUGCGCAUGCCUCGGGAGAGGAAGCGACGAAGCGGCUCUUCGCCUCCGAGGUGUUGCAGGAGUUGUUCAAGUUCAACGAGGCGAGCGCGCCGAUCGACUGGGGCCGCCGAGACUUCGCUGCGGGACCCAACGGCGAGCCAUCCCUGUGCCGCUUGGGCUCCAUUGUCGGAGCACUCCUGGACUUGAUGCACCCGGAAGCGCCGAUGCAGACUCCCGAAGACGUGCCGAACGGUCUGAGGAUUGUGAUCACGGGGAAACCGUUUUCCGGAAAGAAGACCCUCGCCCGAAAGCUGAGCCAAAAGUUCCGCCUCCAGAUGUUCUCCCUCGAGGACGUCCUCAAAGAAAGUUUGCAAGGCAUCGAAAACCGUCUUGCGACUGAAACACAGCCCGUGGAGGCUCCGAGCCUCGCGCCUUCAACAGAGUUUGAAACUCCAAGCGCCGCAGGCCAGAAAUCAACCCCAUCGCAGUCUCCAACAAAUCUGUCUUCGCCGUCGUCUCCACCUUCUCCUGUUUCCUCGGCUUCCUCUUCCUCUGCUUCUUCUUCCUCUUCUUCCAGCUCCUCCGCGUCUUCUCCUGGUGUGUGGCGUUCCUCUCUGAGAGAGUUGGGACUCGAGGCGUUUGAAGCGCUGAGGAAUGGCGAGAAGCUGAGCAACCGUUUGGCGGUCUCGCUGCUUGUGGCCAAGAUGAGGGAGACGCUUGCGGAGGUCGAUCGGGAUGCACUGGCGCACCUCCUCGAGCUUGGCUCUGCGAAGGCAGCCGGGGAGGUUGCCGCAAAGGAGAGAACAGGCCCAGGCCGGGCGAAGGGCCAGCAAAAGCACGGGAAAGAGAAGGUCCAGAAAGAUCCAGCGGUCGACGACCCGAGUCAGAAACUGGGGUGCGUUCUCGUCGGCUUUCCGCAGACCUACGAGCAAUGUGUCUACUUGGAAGAACGCCUCUCGGGUUACGUCGCCCCCGACAGGAGACUGGACAGCAGAGCUCGCCUCGAAAAGGCAAAGGCUUCUCUGGUUGUUCCCAUUCCCGAGGUCCCCCACAUCGAGACAAGCCUGAUUCCGGGGGGCGUGGAUCUGCACAUUCUCCUCGACGUGCCCACGGAGGAGGCUCUCCGGCGAGCGCGGACCACCCUGCAGAGUCAGAAAACGCGAGGUGAAAGCCGAGGAAUCCUCGGAAACACCGGUUCCAAAACUCCAACGGACGACUCGGCAGCCGCGCACGCAAAAAUUUCCAUGGCAGACGAAUGCUGUCACUUCGAGAUUGAGCAGAAGGUGACUCGGCUCUUCCUGGAGCGCUUUGGAUCCGCCGACGUUGAGGGCGUGCUGGCCCGCAAGCGUCGGGAGUUUGGAGUUGAGUCGGGGUCUGCUGACUAUGGGAGGGCGCCGGCGCUCGCGACAGAGGAGAAUGAAAAACGUCCUCUCCCAAGCGAGUCAGAAGAAAAGGCUCUUGAGGUCGUCGCGCGAAGUUCGACUGUUAGUCCGGAUGCGAACGCGAGGAGCGGGUGCGCCUCGGCGCAGUGUCGUCAAGUCCCGCCUGAAACCUUGGAUGAAGGCGCGCUCUGGCGAACGCGGUUAGAGCCUCUGGAGGAGUCAGUCAAGUUGUUCCUUCUAGAGGAGUGGAAGGCCCUCGAGGAAAACUACACGUCGGUCAUGGCGAAGGUGCGCCUGCAAGAGUUCGCAGGAGACGAAACACGUGAAACGCGUUGGUACCUCUCACUCGAAGGCUUCGCUACAGAUGCGUGCUACAACAUGAUGGGAGCUUGCAUGCCCGAGAGGAAACAGGCGCCGGACGUCUCGCAUGCUCUGCGCGAAAUUUCCCUCACAGUUGCUCAACAGGUCGCGGCCUCUGUUUUCAGUCGCCAGCCUGCGGAGGGCGCUCCAGAGACUCCUGCGACGCCCUGGCAGGCGCUUCUCCUCGAGGCGAAAGCGCGGGAAUGUCUCGUCCCCCUUUCCGACUUCGAAGACUACGUCCCAUACCUCCAAGAACCUGAGAAGAAGAAAGCGGCGAAAGCAAAACCGGUGAAGGACGAGGUGAAGAAGCCGGUGGACAGCUUGUUUUUCGAGUUACAGCACCUGCAGCUGCAGUUGCAAGUGCAACUCCUCGCGCGCGUGCGGAAGGCCUGCGUGUGGGGCAUCGCGCGACUCCACGAGACAGCUAGCGCAUGCAGCGAAGUGUUUGCAUGCAUGGACGACUGGAUCGUUGGAAAAUGUCUAGCGGAGCACGCAGCCGUCAAAGAACUCACUGACCGCCUCAAAAUAUGCAUCGAAAACGAACGACCGGUUCCACAUUACUUGGAACUCGCAGGCACUGAACUUCAUCUCGAUCCGAACGCCAUUCUUAGCACGCCGACGCAAGUGCUGCCUCCACUCCGCAUUGUGGACAUUCCUGAGGAUCUCUUUACCGUGAAGCAAAUCAAAGAUCUCAUUUGGGAUUUGAAACGAGUGACGACAAACGGCAUCGUCUCCACCGUUGCACUUCGGGAAAUUCUGCUGAGGCGGCUCACGCAUUCAAAGUGUUUCCGCACUCCGCAUUUGCCGAAAACGUGGCUGUCGAUUCCCGCUUCUCAACUGAGUCUCCUUCCGGACUACUUUGAUGUCUCUUCCGGGAGUGUCGAUCCCCUCGAGUUCCUUCUCUCCCUCGCUCUGGGGGCGAGGGGCUGGCCCUCUGCGCGGCAACUGCUGCAGCUUCGAAGCUCCGCAGCGCGCGUGUGCACAGCUCGAGGGAGACGGUCCUCCCCCUGGGAAGCCUCGCCUCUCGAGGUGUUUGCGUCAAAGGAAGACUUCUUUAGGCUCGAUUUCUCGGACUGGAUUCCGCGAGAAGACGCCUCACGCGCCGAGGCACGCGAGGACGAUUGCGGCCUGUUCAAAGACGAAGUCCCCGCGGAGGGCCGAGAUCUUCUGGAGGUUCUCUUUGAGAUCUUUCUUGCCUUUCAAAGCAAACACAACUUGCGUGCAUGCUCCGAAGAGAUCGCUGUCCUUGAGGAGAUGGGAUACUGGAAAGAGGACGCCCACUCGGCUUCUGCGACGAUGAAUCCCAGCACGGUCCCGACGCACAUGAUCACAGGCAACGACUGUCCUGCGGCCACAACCAUCAGCAUCACGCCCUGCGUGAGUAAACGACAGUUCAGCACGAGUGUGUCCCCUCGUCCCGGGAAAGCGCCUUCUUUUGACUGCAUCGACAGCUGCAGCGCAGGGGGAGAAGGCGAGGCCAGAAGUGGAAAGUCUUCGCGAAACGAGCAAAACACAGUCGCCGGAGCCAAAGCAGGAGCGAGGAGCGAAGAUGCUUCAGACGAGGAGCGGCCGCAAACAAAAUGCGCGGAAUUCGCGAAUCUCGAAGCCGACGACGAAGGGGGGAGACACCAAAAUACGGGGAAAAUUUACGUGAGAAGAUUUCUGGGGUAUUUGUCUCUUGGGAAGACCCCAGCAGAAGGCAUGCAGCGUUUCUUGGCUGCAUGCACGGAACGCGACUCUCUCACCUCCCCUCCAGAGCUCAGCAGCGCCGACUCGCUUUCUGUACGAGACGCGUACACGGCAUGUUUGUUUAUGGGCGUUCGUCCAGCGCUACGCGCCCUGCCUGCGUGCACAGAAUUGUCUUUCGAAGAAUUUAGGACUCUCCUGCUGUCACAGGGGAAAAUCGUCGUGGCUGAUCGCUCCGCACUUGGGGGGGAAGAGGGCAACUGUGCAGACGGUGCCCGGGAAGAAAGAGUCGGCAUUCUCGAUUUCAUGAGUUCUUCCGCGGCAGCGGAAACUCUGUCUCGCGUAGGGUAUCUCUCGGUCAGAAGGGAUGUAAAGGAUUUCUUAGCCGCAGGCGCGAACGAAAGAAACAACGACGCACUAGAGGCUGAUAAAGAAAUCUAG